AUGUCAAAUGAAGAUUUACAAAAUGUUUACAAAAAUUCACUUACAGUAAAAGACGACUAUCCGAAACAAGAUUAUAAUUCUUUACAACAACAAAUAUAUUCAUUACACAUUAUUAAUGAGAAUCAAGAUUUCAUAUAUAAGAAAAUAAUUGAUGAAUUAUGUAAAUUACAUGAAAGUGAAAAUGUUGCUUCAGCAAACUUUAUUGUAUCUGCAGUAUUAGACUUAUUUUCUAAAUCACCAUCGAUAAAUAUGUUAACUUCAACAUUUCCAUUUACAGGCAAAGCAUUGUCAUUAAUAUACUCAUUAAAAAGAUUAA
Molecule: messenger RNA, 316 nt
Organism: Dentiscutata heterogama
Lineage: Eukaryota; Fungi; Glomeromycota; Glomeromycetes; Diversisporales; Gigasporaceae
Source: the annotation of a GenBank genome assembly